AUGGCCACUACAGGAAACCUGACAACCCAGUUGUUCAUACUCCGAGGCCUUGUUACGAGGGAACAAUACAUCCUAAUCUUGGAAUACGCUGCUGAGAUGGGCACAGUUCUCUCCCUUUUAGGCGUUAUAUCAAACAUUAUUAUCAUAAGGACAUUCGUGACUAUGGGCAUUAAUGAUGGUGUCAUAGUUUCUUUCCUGUCACUGGCGGUCUUUGAUUUGUUUUAUCUCAUCGCAGGCGUGUCCCUAGGGAUAACAAUUUUUAUUUUACCAAUACAGCCAUUCGGGUUGUCUAUAUACUUUACCAACAUUAUGAUUCUGGUAAACGUGACCAACGUCCUGGCCACUACGUAUUUAGCAGUUGCCCGAAGUAUGUGCGUGGCAAGACCUCUACAAUUCAAGAAUACGUUCACACGAGAGAGAGCAACUAUGUUCAUGAUUAUAUUCGCUUUUUCAUCAAUAGCGAUUUACUCACCGAUUUUAGCGAACAUGGGGAUGUCCGUUAAGUUUGACAAGCAGGCCAACAGGUCUCGAUCAGUCUGGUGGGGAUCUCCCUCACGAGAAGCUGUCAAGGAAGUCGUGUGGUUGUUGAUAGAAGUGAUUCUACCAUUGAUCACGCAAGUAAUUAUCAUCAUCUGUGUAUUCAUUAUGACUGCCAGUCUUCGAGCAAGUUCCCGAUUUAGACAGGCUUCGCUUGCGGUGUCUGGAAAAGUGACUCAAGAAGCCACUAAAACUGAAAACAAUUUAGGUAAGGAAGCAGUUAAUAAUCUUAACACGCAUACCAUUCCUCUCAAACGAAUCAACAAAGAGGUACGAGUGGUCCAACAAGUAGUUCUUAUAUCUGUUGUAUAUAUCGUUUGCAAUAUACCAAAACUAUUAAUCAGCUUGGGUUCAAUGUGUGAGCCAAAUUUCACUAUUGGUAGACGUUAUACAUAUUUAUACAUGUCCCUUAAUGGUAUUCGAACCCACUUCGAGCAGCUUAAUUCUGCCGUGAAUGUGCUAAUUUACUAUAAGUAUAAUACUAAAUUUCGUGCUACUCUCUUCGCGUUUGGACGCAAAUCCCAAUUAAACCAUAAUUAA
Candidula unifasciata is the source of this 1077-nucleotide messenger RNA. The record is from the annotation of a GenBank genome assembly. Lineage: Eukaryota; Metazoa; Mollusca; Gastropoda; Stylommatophora; Geomitridae.